Molecule: messenger RNA, 2068 nt
Organism: Pseudopodoces humilis (Tibetan ground-tit)
Lineage: Eukaryota; Metazoa; Chordata; Aves; Passeriformes; Paridae
Gene: AZIN2
Product: antizyme inhibitor 2
Cellular component (GO): cytoplasm
Molecular function (GO): catalytic activity
Source: RefSeq, a predicted model, not a curated record
UUGUCACGGCUACAGUUGGGAGGCAGAGCAGGGAGGCAGUGCUGGAAGAGAAGGGGUGCAGAGCCCCCCCAUCCUCUGCAGGGGCUCAGGGCAGGCAGGGAGCUGGGGCAGGACAAACAGCUGGCCCUGGGGCCGGUUCAUUCUCUUGGGAGAUCCAUGGCAAAAUCUAUUUAAAUGCCUUCUGAGAGAGCCUGGACCCCCAGGCAGAGCUACACCUCAGGCUGCCGCAGGAGCUCGGCAUUCCUCGGGGAGCCCCCCUGACAGCACACCAGGGCACCUGGGAGAGACAACUGGACUGUGUGUGUCUCAUUAGAAUCCAUCCCCUAAUCCAAGAGGCUUUAAACGAGCAUCAGCACACCCAGAACACCAGACCAUGAACGGGUACUUGAACGAAUCCAACUUCCUGAUGGUGGAGGAGGGCUUCACCACCCGAGACCUCCUGGAGAACCUCCUGGGGGAGCUGUGCCAAGAGAGCGACCAGCAGGCCUUCUUUGUGGCAGACCUUGGGGACAUCGUGAAGAAACACCUGUGUUUCCUGAAGGCCUUGCCCCGAGUGAAACCCUAUUUCCCAGUUAAAUGCAACGGCAGCGAAGGGGUGAUUGGGCUGCUGGCAGAGCUGGGGGCAGGAUUUGCCUGCGCCAACAAGGCAGAGAUCACCCGUGUUCAAAACCUUGGGGUCCCAGCUGACAGGAUCUUCUACAGCAGCCCCUGCAAGCAGGUCGCUCACAUCAGGUACGCGGCCAGCCACGGCGUGAGGCUGAUGGCCUUUGACAACGAGGUGGAGCUGAGCAAGGUGGCCAGGAGCCACCCCCGGGCCAGGAUGUUGCUGGGGAUCACUGCUGACUCCAUCCCUUGUGCCCACCCGAGCAUGACUUUUGGGACCACGCUGAAAUCCUGCCGUCACCUGCUGGAGACAGCGAAGGAACAGGCUGUGGAGGUUGUUGGCAUCAGCUUCCACCUCGGGAGCCGUGUGCUGGAGCCGCAGGCCUUGGCCCAGGCUGUGGCCACAGCACAGCUGGUGUUUGACGUGGGCACGGAGCUGGGACACCACAUGCACCUCCUGGACAUCGGGGGGGGGUUCCCCGGCACCGAGGACACCACAGCCCUGCUGGAAGAGAUGGCUGUGGGGAUAAACUCUGCCUUGGAUUUGUACUUCCCCGAGGGCAGCGGGGUGGACAUUGUUGCCAGGCCUGGGCGUUACUACGUCACCUCUGCCUUCACCUUGGCUGUCAGCAUCACUGCCUUGGAGGAGAUCCCCAUGGAGCAGCCUGGCUCUGACGAGGAAGAGUGUGGCAGCAAGAAGAACCUGGUGUAUCACCUCAGUGACGGCAUCUACGGCGCCUUCAGCUGCCUCCUGUUCGACAGCCCCUGCCCCAGGCCUCGGCUGCACAAGAGACCCUGCCCAGAGCACCCCUGGCACAGCAGCAGCCUCCGGGGCCCGCCGGGUCACGCCGAGGAUCGCAUCGCUGACGGGCUGGAGCUGCCCCAGCUGCACGUGGGGGACUGGCUGGUUUUUGGGAACAUGGGAGCCUACACCAUGCCAACAUCACCCCUGCUCACGGGGGGUCCCCAGCCACACGUCACCUACGCCAUGUCCCGCAUGGCCUGGAAAGCUGUCCAGCUCUUCCAGGGAAAGCCACCCCAGACAGAAGAGGAUCGUGAGAGCCUCUGCACCCCCCUGUCCUGCGGCUGGGAAAUGGCAGAGACACUUUGUGUCACCCCUGUCUUCGCUCCAGCUGGCAUCAUCUGAGCAGUGCUGGAGGAGAAGGAACCACUGUGGGAGAGAUCCUGUGGUGGUACUGGCAGGGGAAAUGUCCCAUAAUGGUAUUGGAAUGGGAAAAAUCCCAUGGCAGCACCAGGGGAAAACGUCCCACAGUGGUACUGGAGGGAUAAAAACCCUACAGUGGUACCAGAGUGGGAAAAGUCCCAUGGCAGUACCAGAAGUGAUGGCACCAGAGGGGGAGGAUCCCGUGGCAGUGCCAGGGAGGGGGAAGGUGCCAUCCUGCCGCUGGCAUCGCCCUGCUCCGUUCUCAUGGACCUGGAAGUAAAUCCUGUCCCAUAAAUCCUG